Messenger RNA from Habropoda laboriosa, 1228 nucleotides. RefSeq names its product cyclin-dependent kinase-like 4. The coding region runs from base 20 to 1228 and encodes 402 amino acids. NCBI's taxonomy places the organism in Eukaryota, Metazoa, Arthropoda, Insecta, Hymenoptera, Apidae. The transcript has 5 exons. Gene Ontology annotation, cellular component: nucleus. Gene Ontology annotation, biological process: protein phosphorylation. The record is from RefSeq and is a predicted model, not a curated record. Gene Ontology annotation, molecular function: ATP binding; cyclin-dependent protein serine/threonine kinase activity.
AUGAUGUAGGGCCGAAGGGAUGGAGAAAUACGAGGUGAUAGAGGUGGUGGGAGAAGGGAGUUACGGCGUGGUGAUGAAAUGCAGGCAUCGCGAGAGCGGGCAACUGGUAGCCGUGAAAAGAUUUCUCGAAACGGAGGAGGAUUGCGAAGUGCGGAGAAUGGCGUUUCGCGAAAUCCGAAUGUUGAAAAAACUGCAUCACCAGAAUCUGGUAAACAUGACGGAGGUGUUUCGCCGAAGGAGGCGAUUCUAUCUGGUAUUGGAGUAUCUCGACCACACGUUGCUCGACGAGCUGGAACGCGUCGGACACGGUCUAGGUACGGAUCUCUCCAAGCGGCACGUUUAUCAAAUGCUUCGAGGGUUGAGCUACUGCCAUGGGAAGAACAUAAUGCAUCGCGACGUCAAGCCCGAAAACGUGCUGAUCUCUCGGAGCGGAGUGAUCAAGCUGUGCGACUUCGGGUUCGCUCGGCUCGUCAACGACCCCAACGAAUCUUGCACCGACUACGUCGCCACCAGAUGGUAUCGAGCACCGGAACUGCUGGUCGGCGAUCCGCGAUACGGCAAAGCGGUCGACGUCUGGGCGAUCGGCUGUCUCUUCGCGGAAAUGCUCCUCGGGGAUCCUCUCUUUCCUGGCGACAGCGACGUUGAUCAGCUCUAUCGAAUCACCAAAGUGCUCGGCGGCCUCUGUACCAAGCACCAGGCGAUAAUGGGCGGCAGCGGGCCUGACCGGAUCUUGCGGCACGCCAGCGCCGACGAACUGGUAGACCCGCCUCGGUCCACCGUCACUUCCAUUCGCAUCCUAUUUCCCACCUGGGACUCGCUCGCCGUUCACUUCCUCGGCCAAUGCCUGACCAUGGAUCCCGACCUGCGGCCCAGAUCUUCCACCCUCUUGCAGCAUCCCCUCUUUCUGCAAAACGGUUUCGCCGACCAACUACUCGCGGACCUGCACCGUCAUUACCUGCCGAGCAACCAAACCGAGUCCUCCACGACCGCUUCCCGCCCUCUUCGCACCUGGAACAUCACUAUUCCCUCCAUCCCGGAGAGCGUUCUCGAACCAACCGUAUCGAGGGCGUUGCGCCCCGAUAGACCUAAUCUUCCGAACCUUCGCGUUCUACCGCUUCGCUUGGAUCCUCUCUCCGCGAUGCCGGAUACGCGAAUUGAAGAAUCAAGUGUGGUCCUUGGGCAACUUUCUGAUAUAAGCUUUAAGAUGCUAGGCCGUUUCGAUAAUUAG